Messenger RNA from Drosophila hydei, 1645 nucleotides. RefSeq names its product argininosuccinate lyase (gene Argl). Bases 155 to 1582 code for a protein of 475 amino acids. Gene Ontology annotation, molecular function: argininosuccinate lyase activity. The record is from RefSeq and is a predicted model, not a curated record. Gene Ontology annotation, cellular component: cytosol. NCBI's taxonomy places the organism in Eukaryota, Metazoa, Arthropoda, Insecta, Diptera, Drosophilidae. The transcript has 4 exons.
UUACGGACACGGCGGACGUGUACUUUGGCCAACUGACAGAGGAGCAGAUCCAGAGCUAUGUGGACAGCGGUGAUCCACUAAUUGUACCACACAUGCAGCUCGCAUUCAGAGCGUGAUCGUCAGAGGUGAAGCAACCCAAUUCAAGACAAAUAAAAUGACGCAAAAGCCACAAGCGAAGCAAGAGACUGACAACUGCUAUCAGCUGUGGGGUGGACGUUUCAGCGAGCAGCCGCACGCGGCGCUGCAGGAGCUCAAUAUUAGUCUGCCACACGAUGCACGACUCUAUGCGGUCGACCUGGAUGCCAGCAAGGCGUAUGCGGAGGCAUUGAUGCGUGCGGGUCAUUUGAAUGCCGUUGAGGGCGAUAAGUUGAUCAAGAGUUUGGAGCUAAUACGCUACGAUUGGAUCGAACGUCUCAUCAAGUUCGAGGCGAGCGACGAGGAUGUGCACACGGUUAAUGAACGGCUGCUCGUACAGCUGACCGGAGAUCUGGGCCAGCGUCUGCAUACGGGACGCAGUCGCAACGAUCAGGUGGUCACCGACAUGAAGCUCUGGCUGCGCAAGGCCAUACGCGAAACGUUGGGCCGCCUCCGGCUGGUGAUCAAGGCAAUUGUCCAGCAGGCCGAAACACAUUUGGGCAUUCUGAUGCCGGGCUAUACGCACCUGCAGCGCGCCCAACCCGUUCAGUUCUCGCAUUGGCUGCUCGCGCACGCCUUUGCCCUGCGCGAGGACUGCCAGCGGCUCGCCGAGCUGCGUGAUCGAUCGAAUGUCCUGCCCUUGGGCAGUGGCGCCCUAGCAGGCAAUCCUUUGGGCAUCGAUCGCCUGUGGCUGGCCGAACGUCUAGGAUUCGCUGGCGUUACGGGCAAUAGCAUGCAUGCCGUGGGCGAUCGCGACUUUGUGGUUGAUUUCAUUUAUUGCUGUUCGAUGGUCAGUCUGCAUCUGUCGCGACUUGCCGAGGAUCUCAUUAUCUAUAGCACUAAGGAAUUUGAUUUCAUCAAAAUCGCUGACAGUUUCUCCAGUGGCAGCAGUUUGAUGCCACAGAAACGCAAUCCAGAUAGCCUGGAACUAAUACGCGGCAUCUCCGGUCUAAUCACGUCCAAUCUGACAGGCAUCAUGAUGACCAUCAAGGGCACACCCUCCACAUAUAAUAAGGAUCUGCAAUUCGACAAGCAAUAUUGCUUCCAGGCCUACGACAAGCUGACGCAAUGCUUAAAUGUCGCUGUGGGUGUGGUUGAAACCAUGCAAGUGCAGCGACAUCAAAUGGAAUCGGCGCUCAGCUCAGACAUGUUGGCCACGGACUGGGCCUACUACCUGGUGCGCAAAGGGAUUCCCUUCCGGCAGGCACAUCAUCACAUCGGCUGCGUCGUCGCCUUGGCAGAGCAACGUGGCGUAGACAUUACGGAGGUGCCGCUGGGCGAGCUGCAGCAGAUAUGCUCAGCGUUCGGAGCCGACAUAGCCAGCGUGGCUGACUAUGGCUACAAUGUGCAGCAGUAUGAUGCAAUCGGUGGCACGUCGACGGCCAGCAUAGUCGAGCAGUUGCGGCUGCUUAAGAAUUUGGACAAAGAAUUGCGACAACAGUCCUAGAACCGAUUCGCUUUAUUUGACUUUGGCUUUGGCUUUCGUUUAGUUAACAAAUUAAAUAUUUUU